Molecule: messenger RNA, 987 nt
Organism: Parnassius apollo (apollo)
Lineage: Eukaryota; Metazoa; Arthropoda; Insecta; Lepidoptera; Papilionidae
Source: the annotation of a GenBank genome assembly
AUGGUUCAAGAUUUAGUGCCACAUCUUACAACAAUUCAUUUCUUAUCGGACACUCCCUCGAGUCAAUACCGCAACCGAUUCAUCUUUUACAUGAUGUCGAAAUUGAAAGAUCAAAUUUCGAACCUAAAGCUAAUAACAUGGAAUUAUCAAGAAGUAGGGCAUGGCAAGGGGGCCCCAGAUGGCAUUGGUGCUGUUGUAAAAAGAACAGCUGACAACUACGUCAGACUGGGUGGCGAUGUAGGCUCAUUUGAAGACUUUGUGCAAGUUGUUCAGCAAAACAUUGCAAAUGUUAAGCUCAUUGUCAUCGCAGAGGAAGAGAUAACGGACAAAGAAUUUCCCAAAAACAUUCCUGCAUUUAAAGGGACAAUCAAAGUCCACCAAACUCUUUGGUCUUCAUCUUUGCCAUUCGACAUUACUUUUAGAAGCCUUAGUUGUUUUGAUUGUCUAGAUAGUUACAUAGCAUGUAAACAUCUCGGAGUACUAAAUAUGGGACUUUGUCAAGAAGCAACUGCACAAGAAAUGUCUAGUUAUAAUAACUAUAACGUUGUAAAUGUGAUGAAGUCCUUGACUGAUGGAACUAAUGGUGGAACAUAUUAUCCUUCUGACGUUAACAGCCCAAUCAACAUCGAUUCGCCAACCAUAUUUAACAACAUCGGAGAUUUGAAGCCAUUCGAUUUAUUAUCAGAAACUUCGACCCCGGAAAUAAAUAUAAACAAUAAAUCUAAAGUAAAAAUUUUAUCCAACAUUCCAGUAAAGUACCACAAUUGUAACAUUCAAGGAUUUAGUUCCAUUAAGCAAACAGAAUUUAAGGAGUUAAUUCAACAUCCAGUUCUUCAAGAUUUCGAGGAUGAUAUUGAGGAGCUAAUAAUCGAAUCUGAUUUCGGUCGUGAUCAGAAUAGAUCUAUGAGAAUGGACUACGACAUCGAAACCAAAGAAAACGUCGAAGUAAUUGAAUUAAAAUAUGACAGACCAAUGGGUGGUCGUUGA